AUGCACCAGACACAGUACACCAGAGAAGACCAUAUUAGCAACAGCAGCAGCAACACCAGCACCAUGGAAAAACCAGAGACCAAACGACACCAGAGACCAGACAAAGACCAAACAACAAGCAACACCAGCAGAGACCAGACAAAGACCAAGAAGCAGACAGCAGAGACAGCAGAAAAGGAAUGGCAGCAGCACCCACGUCAAACAGGCAAAAAAAUUAUCAAAACCUAA
Messenger RNA from Mucor velutinosus, 228 nucleotides. RefSeq lists its product as uncharacterized. The record is from RefSeq and is a predicted model, not a curated record. The coding region runs from base 1 to 228 and encodes 75 amino acids. Lineage: Eukaryota; Fungi; Mucoromycota; Mucoromycetes; Mucorales; Mucoraceae. The transcript has a single exon.